AUGUUCGCCCAGCCACCACCUCCCAUCGCAGAUAUCUCAACUUCCAUAUCCUUUUGCAGAUAUCUCAACGUCCAUAUCCCUGUGGAGAGAUUUCCGCACGUCAUCCCUCGGGCCCGUGGUGACUCCGGCAACUCUGAAAUGUGCUCGUCUGUACACUCCUCCCCACCAUCGGAAGCUGGUAUUUGCGUCGUCCCUCCACGAGGAAGAUAUCUCGCGUCCGGGUUCACAGCCUUCAUAUAUCAGGACGGCGACAUUAUUCUCAAGUGCCCGAAGAACCUCCCCGACUCCGAUCCCGAAAGCAACCAACUGUUCCAGGAUUUAGUCAACAACGAGCGGGCCAUCUACGAACGGCUCGGUCCGCAUGCCGGAAUCCUCACGUACUAUGGAGUGGACGAACCGACCGGCGCCACCAAGCUAGAGUACGCCAACGACGGCGAUCUUUCCGACUACAUCAAGAGCCAACCGCCGCCAUCGGAAGCCCGUCGCGUCGAGAUGAUUCGAUUCCUGGCCACGACAUGGCUUCACAUCUAUACCUCCCACGUGUCCAUUCAGGACAUCAAGACGGACAACAUCCUGGUGCGGGACGGCGUUCCGAAGGUCGCGGAUUUCACUGACAGCGUGGUCUUUGAGGACGAAUGUCCCAGAGACGAUUUGAGGAGCGACCUUCUCGGCAUCGGUUGCGUUAUCUACUCGAUCGCGACAUGGGAUGUGUUUGGCUUUGAUUGGGGGGAGGGAAAUCGCUGGCCGGGUCCUGAUCAGUUUAGGCCCGUUGACAAUGUCUUGUUUGGGGAUGUCAUCGCUAAAUGCUGGACCGGGGACUAUGAUAGUAUGAAUGGUCUUUAUGGCGACGUUGUGAGGCUCGCUGCUGGGUUUGGCGCAUCAACUGCUAGUGGGAUCGUUCCUCCUUUCCCGGCUGAAUGA
Messenger RNA from Capronia epimyces CBS 606.96, 921 nucleotides. RefSeq names its product serine/threonine protein kinase. The transcript has a single exon. The record is from RefSeq and is a predicted model, not a curated record. NCBI's taxonomy places the organism in Eukaryota, Fungi, Ascomycota, Eurotiomycetes, Chaetothyriales, Herpotrichiellaceae. Gene Ontology annotation, biological process: protein phosphorylation. Gene Ontology annotation, molecular function: ATP binding; protein kinase activity. The coding region runs from base 1 to 921 and encodes 306 amino acids.